Loa loa (African eye worm) is the source of this 158-nucleotide messenger RNA. RefSeq lists its product as hypothetical. NCBI's taxonomy places the organism in Eukaryota, Metazoa, Nematoda, Chromadorea, Rhabditida, Onchocercidae. The record is from RefSeq and is a predicted model, not a curated record. The transcript has a single exon. The annotation marks the transcript as partial.
AUGCCAAUUUCUGGACAAAUACCAAUUGAAUUCGGUAAAUUAACUAUUCCGCACAUUACCCGCGCUUCAUCCAAAUCUUGCGGAGGUUAUGGAAGUAUCGAUGUGGAGAUACAAGACGAAAAACUCCAAGAAAAAUCAGCCGAUAAUAAGAACAAGAG